This is a messenger RNA of Calliphora vicina (urban bluebottle blowfly), 2006 nucleotides long. RefSeq names its product Autophagy-related 18a (gene Atg18a). Gene Ontology annotation, biological process: autophagy of mitochondrion; nucleophagy; protein localization to phagophore assembly site. Gene Ontology annotation, cellular component: phagophore assembly site membrane; extrinsic component of membrane; cytosol. Lineage: Eukaryota; Metazoa; Arthropoda; Insecta; Diptera; Calliphoridae. The coding region runs from base 260 to 1561 and encodes 433 amino acids. The transcript has 7 exons. Gene Ontology annotation, molecular function: phosphatidylinositol-3-phosphate binding; phosphatidylinositol-3,5-bisphosphate binding; protein binding. The record is from RefSeq and is a predicted model, not a curated record.
AUUGCUAGUUAAAAAAAAUACGCGAAAAACAUAAAAAUAAAUAUUAACUGCGCCUUUAUAAAAAAAGUCAAACUUAAGGAAUUAUUCAUUAAUAUUUAAUCUUAAAAGUGUAAAAACCAAAUAAAUAGAGUUUAGUAUAACUAAGGAUAAUUGUGAAAUUUUCACUUGUUUUGUUUUCAUUGGUGGGAUAAACAACAUUACAGAAAACAUAAAAAAUAGGACAACAAAUUGUUAGAGUAUCUUUGUUGAAGUCGUCCAAAUGAUGAGCCUUUUGUUUCGACCAGACAUGGAUGCUGGUGAAGUUUUUGUUAACUUCAAUCAAAAUGUUACUUCGCUGGCCGUUGGAACAAAAGCUGGUUACAGUUUAUAUAGUUUAGGCUCGGUAGACAACACCCUAGAUAAAAUCUAUACAUGCCCCGCAGAGGAAAUAUUUUUAAUUGAACGUCUAUUUGAAAGUUCAUUGGUGGCAAUUGUGGCCCAAAGAGCUCCCAGAAAACUAAAGGUCUGUCAUUUUAAGAAACAAAGUGAAAUAUGUAAUUACUCGUAUUCAAAUUCCAUACUGGCCGUUAAACUAAAUCGUGAACGUUUAAUUGUUUGUUUGGAGGAGAGUCUUUACAUUCAUAACAUACAAGAUAUGAAGGUUGUACAUACCAUACGUGAUACUCCUUGUAAUUCUGCCGGUCUAUGUGCAUUAAGUUCAUCCUCAGAGCACUGUUAUUUAGCCUAUCCGGGCAGUGUUACUGCGGGGGAAGUGCAAAUUUUCGAUGCCAUAAAUUUACAUGCAAAAACUAUGAUACCAGCUCAUGACAGCCCUUUGGCCGCAUUGGCAUUUAGUCCAUCAGGCACUGAAAUUGGCACUGCUAGUGAACGUGGAACUGUUAUACGGGUAUUUUCCUCGUUGGAUGGCACUAAACUGUUUGAAUUGAGACGUGGUUUAAAACGUUGUGUCUCCAUUGCAUCUUUGUCGUUUAGCACUUGUGCUGAAUUUUUGGUAUCUAGCUCAAACACUGAAACUGUGCACAUAUUCCGUUUGGAUCGUACUGCAUCGGAAACCAAUGAUACCAAACAAAGUUCGGACGAUUGGAUGGGUUACUCGUUUUUUAGAUUUCUUAGCAAAACGGUAUCCAGCUAUUUGCCGACCCAGGUUACAGAUGUUUUCAGUCAAGGUCGAGCAUUUGCUUCAGUGACUCUGCCGGAAGCUGGUGUAAGGCGUAUAUGUGCCAUAACGAAAAUUCAAAAGCAAUUGAGACUUCUUAUUGCUUCACAAGAUGGUUAUUUAUACGUUUACUCAAUACCCUCACUAGAAGGAGCUGAAUGUCAAUUGAUUAAAAAACAUGACUUGCGUCUGGAUGACAGUUAUGCCAUUGAUGUUCGAGUUAAUUCUACACCAUCUUUAGGUGUGGCAACCCCAUCAGCUGGUGGUGCUACGGGAACAACAAAUCCCUCUCCAGGCUCUACUGGUGGUACUUCUUCCUCAAAAGAUGAAGCCAAGUCAUCAUCAUCUUCAAACAGUUAUGCAGCUGCUGUAAAAACAGAAGGGGGAAGUAAUGCUAGUUCUUAAAUAGAAUAUUUAUAAUAUAUUUUUUUAAUUUCUUACAACCUCUGAAAACAAUUUCAAUUUACAUCACUUUUUUUAUUUUCUUCUUGACACCAUUGAAAAUAGUUAUGAAAUAAAUAAUAACAUGUCUUUUUUAGCUUUUAUUUGUUUGGUAUUUGUUCCAUAUUUAUAUAGCCACAUGAUAAUUAUGUUUUCUUAUUUUUUUUUUGCUUUUUAUCUUAUUAUUUUUCAAUAUUAGUUUGAGAUUAAUUUUUUUAAAAUUGUUUUAAUUUUUCAAUUAUUUUCUCUUAAUUUUUUAAUAAUCUUUUUAAAACAAACAAAACAAAAUUGUGCAAGUGAUUUUGGAAAAAAAAAAUAUAUAUAUUUUUAAGACUUUUUAAUUUAUAAGUUUCUUAUUUGCAAUAAAUAUUACUUAAAAAUAAAGUAAAAUUUUAUUUUGAAUUAUAAA